AUUUAAUACUAUCGUGCCCUUGUGUCAUUUUUCUAAAUCCAGGUGAGAAAUAGGUGGUAAUUAAGAUCGGGUUUGUACUGUUGUUGUUCCAUGAUAAACGUCAGAAGCCAUAUUUUGGAGUAGUGUAUAGACUGCGCUAUGUAUGUAUUUGAUUACUGCUGUAGUGUCUUCAGUGAAAUUGCAUUAGAUUUAUUUUAAAGAAAAAGAUGUCUUAUAUCGAAGGUGUAGGAGAUGAAGUCACAGACUUCUUCAUUAUAGUGGGUGUUCUGUUAGUGGGAUGGUUAGCAUGGCGGUCUACAAAUAUUGCUGAUCAACCAUUGAUACGCACAGUACUUAUUCUGCAACAUCGUACACGCACACGUAUUGCUGAAUUGAGAGCUAAUCAUCAAUCUGUGGAUUCAUCAAGUCGACCACCUAAUUUAGAAUCAUCUUUGGAUGAGUCAGCAGUAUCAAACGCAAAUGAUAAUAAUACAAUGGAAAUACAAUGUCCUAUGCCAUCAUCAGUUACAGCUACAGAGAACAUGCCAAUACAAUCUGACACAACUGCAACAGCAGCCACAUCAGAAGAUGUUCUCAUUGAAGCAAUGGACUCAUUCAAUAAUGAAGACUCUGGCUUAAGGCAUAGAACACCCAAGAUAACUACUUCAGAAACUACAACAAAUAUAACAGAAGCAGCAUCGACUAUAACAGAAUGCACGAACGAGGAAUCAUCAUCGAUAGAUGGAAAUCAAAUCAGUAUAAAACUAAAAUUUAUCAAUGAGGAUCAAAAAAUGGUAACAGGAAGCCUUAAGGAAUUACUUGGUGACUUUAAGAGGAGACAUUUUCAAAUAGAAUUAGAGUCUCAGAAGUUAGUACGACUAGUUUUUAAUGGACAAGUACUACAGCCAGAUAGUCAAACGUUAGAACGUUGUGGCUUGUACAAUAAUUGUGUGGUCCACUGUCUGGUACAUCAACCACGUCCAGCAUCAAUACCACCUUCUCAAACUACGUCAUCGGAGAACUCAUCCCCAUUGUAUUUUAAUCCUCAACCAUUCCAAGAUAUACCAGCAGGAGCUGGUCUAAGUGUAGUGCGUGCUGAAUGGGACCUCAGCAGAUUAUUAGUUAGUAUUUUAACCCUUAUCUUAGGUCUCGCCUGGUAUUCGCGUUAUCAUUACGCCCAAUUGUUCACUGCAACAACAACGCUCGCACUUUACGGACUCACUGCAAUAUUCACAGUUUCUCUAUUUGGCCAUUUCUUCCCUGAUCGAGACAGUAUCAGGAAUCUCGAAUAAAUAUCCUGCGGACCUCGCAUGUUCCUUGCCCUUUUUUCGUUAAGGUUUUGUUGGAUAAACACGACCAUCUUAUCACACUUCGCAUAAUCUCAAUAGACAAUGUAGCUCUAUAAGUUUUUAAAAGCAAGUGUGUGAUUAAUACGUAUUUUUAAAAAAACGGGUAUCAUCUAGCACCUCAAUUCGUUAGCACGGAUGAACCUAACGACCUGGUCGCGUAUGCGAGAACGAGGGUCUCACUAAAGUCUUUAUGAAAGAAUUUUUCUUCCUUGUUCUCCGUGAAAAAGUUGCGUAACGUGGUGAGAUUUGUAAUUACCAAUUCGAUAUGCGUCUGGAUUUUCAUGUAUUGAUUAAAAGAACAAAAUAAGUCAGUCCUAGAUUAACGAAUGGAAGGAAGAAAUGAUAAUAUUUAAUGUUACGAAACAGAUUGAAUUGCAAUUUAUGUUAACGCAAUAAUUUUUUUUUUGGAGCAUCAUAAAACUACCAAAAAUACUUUAUUUCUCGCAUCAUCGAAGGGUUUGAAUGAUAUUAAAAGUCAUAUGCUAAUUGGAUAACGGUGUACGUGAUAUUUUUCUUUUCUUUUAAAUAAAUAAGUUCUAUCAAGAAAAUUACAAGAAGAGCGACCUGUUCUCUUAACCCGCGAGAAGGUGUGUUAUGAUCUUUUCUAUCACGCGACUCGAUUCAACCUAUAAAAUGAUGCAUUCGCAGGUUAGUAAUCCAGGAUGACUGUGGAACGAAAUUGAUCGUAAAAAAUUGAGUAGCUAAGGCUCUGCAAAAUGAAACCCGUUGCAGAGUAAUCACUGCUUGCAAGAACAUUUACGAGGUCAAUAUUUUAAAAAUGUGUUAUCAUAUGUCAGAUUUUAUGAUUAAGUGCACUGUCAUUGACUGGGCCAAAAAUCUAAUGACAUUUCAUGUUAGAAGUCUUAUUCGAGGUAUCAUGUAAAAAGAAAUAAGGGCCACAUUUACAAAUAUCUUUGUAAUACGAUUUAUCAUUAUUCUCUUUUGUUGUAAAUUGUAAUUAACUAUUACGUUGUAAUUAUUUUAUGCAUUACGAAUAAAUGUCUAUUUAUUUGA
This is a messenger RNA of Cephus cinctus (wheat stem sawfly), 2342 nucleotides long. Its product is annotated as transmembrane and ubiquitin-like domain-containing protein 1. The coding region runs from base 207 to 1271 and encodes 354 amino acids. Lineage: Eukaryota; Metazoa; Arthropoda; Insecta; Hymenoptera; Cephidae. The record is from RefSeq and is a predicted model, not a curated record. The transcript has 5 exons. Gene Ontology annotation, molecular function: protein binding.